Messenger RNA from Aedes aegypti (yellow fever mosquito), 5257 nucleotides. RefSeq names its product probable G-protein coupled receptor CG31760. Lineage: Eukaryota; Metazoa; Arthropoda; Insecta; Diptera; Culicidae. Gene Ontology annotation, molecular function: G protein-coupled receptor activity. The transcript has 16 exons. The record is from RefSeq and is a predicted model, not a curated record. The coding region runs from base 854 to 3409 and encodes 851 amino acids. Gene Ontology annotation, cellular component: membrane. Gene Ontology annotation, biological process: G protein-coupled receptor signaling pathway.
GACCGUCCCGAGCGUUGGCCGUUUGGGAAUCAUCCCAUCUAGAGCCGUGUCUAGCCGAGGUUUGUCCUCUGCACAGAGGGAAGCUGCCACCUAACCUACAACAGGUUAAAGUGUGCAUUAGGACAGGAAGAAGUUACCUACCCCACCCGCGCGCGCCAUCUAUCGUGGGGGUCCUGUGAGUAGUCGGAUCGUCGUCGAGUAGUUGCCAAUGUUGCAACAGGAUUCAACGGAGAAGCUGCUGUUUAUGAAAUCCCAGUGCAUCCAUCGGCAGUGCAACAGCGUGUGAAGGCUAUUUUUAGAGACGCAGGCAGCCCAAGAAGAAGUGUUUCAAAUAUCCUCGGGGUGCACAGAUUGGUCGUUAUUGAAACCAGGAUGGAUAUCUUAAUCGAAAAGUGAAUGGUGUGUGACACCGAAAAAAGAUAGAUAUCUGUUAGUGAAACCGUAGGUGGUUGGAGAAUGGUGUGUUGGUGUGGUCAAAUCAUGCCUUGAAGGGCAAGUGCAGAAAAAUUUCAAUCAGUUGGCCAGAUAAAUUGUGUAACAUUCACCUGAGUUCCCCGUUUCCAGUGGGUUGGGAGCAUCAUUUUGGAUGAAUGAAAAUGGAAAAAAAAUGCAUUGAGUGUUGCUGUCCAGUGGAUGCCAUUUGCUGCUGAAUGAGAUGACAAAGCGAGGAUUAUUAUCUAACAGCAGUGAAAGACGUUGAAGUUUGUUUGGUUUGCCAGCGCUCGAAGAAAUUGAUACGGGAGAGCAAAAGAGAACGAGAUAUCGGAAGGACACAGAUUGUCCAGCAGAAAGGAGCGCGGGCCAGCACGGGUCCGUGGACGUGCUUUCGAAAAAGGUCACAUGACAGUUCGCGAUGUGUAAAAUUCCGUUAUGGCCCUGGUUAGCCAUAGCAUGGAGACAGCUGGUGGUGCUAGUGCUGCUGCAAUUCAUCUGCGCCAGUGCCGUCCAGUCAAGUGGUUCAAGAACAAACGAUGGAAGUCCGGGACCAGGAACCGGAAGCAGCACGGGGUCCAGGGAGUCGGCCGGGUCGGGAGGAAGCGGUAGUGCUUUCCAGCUCGGAGCCAACAAACCAACUAUGGCAGCCAUCGAGGAUUCGCUGCAGACGAUCCAUGACAUUGCUACGGAAAAUUUGGGCACACUUUGCCUGACGAAGCUGUUCCGACCGCUGCAGAUAACCUUGAACCCGGAACGAUACGCGGGGGCACGACAGAAAGCUGACCUGGCCGCGGUGGUGCUCCAGGAUGUCGGAGUUGCCCGUCACAACGGUUUGUUGGAUGCCUUAGCGAAAGGAUUGCUCUCUGACGUACACGUGACGAGUGCACGGAUUCUUUCGAUUAACAUCUCCGACGGCAUUGUCACCAAUUCCGUCUGGUGGAACAAACCAGCCUCCGCAAUGGGCGGCCCAAUACGAAUAGAGGAAGAUGGGAUUGCCGUGGGAAGGAUUCCCGAUCCUAGCUAUCCUUGGUUUGAAGACGAAUCAUCUUCACCAGGGCUGCGAUCGCCCAAGUUUGCUCCUUCACCACUUAACAUAUCCUUCAAGGGAUGGUGGACUUAUCCUUACUAUUCCUGUAGUCACAAACGGUGGAUCCUUUCGUAUAGCGUUGCCAUACCUCCGAUGGGGCGACAUGGAUUGAGAGGGUUCCUCAGUAUCGACAUCGACAUCUCGGACCUUCAGGUCAACCAGUGUAACAAUCCGAACAAACUGGAAAUCAUGAGCUACAAUCAACACCUCAGACAAUACUAUCCCUUCGUGCGGAACUCCAAACCCACCGAAGAGGAGCAAUACAGCCAGAUCGAAGCGUUUCAUGGGUCGCACAAAUGCCACGUCCACAGUAUGCGCUGCGUUUACCGACCAGUGACGAUGAAUGUGGCCACAGCAGUCAAUUUAAACUACAAUCACUAUAGCAACACUAGUAGUUACACUAAUGGUAGCAGCGGGGCUGGACCCGCUAUUAUCAGCAAGAACCUAAGGGUCAUCAGUGGGUGGAAACGAGGCGCGUAUGAGUGCAAAUGUAAGGAUGGGUUCUACUCCGGUCCGCAUCCGCAGGGCUUCAACGGUAGCAUUAUGGAAGUUGCCUAUCAGGAGUACCGGGAAAACAUCAGCAGCUUCUUCAUGGAUUCGUUCGUGUGCUUGCGAUGUGCACCAGGCUGUGCAACCUGCACCGGGCCGGAUCCCUGCUUGGCCAGCUACAACUGGGUUUUCAGAACCACCCUCCUAACGUUCUCGGUGAUGUGCGCCGGGUUCACCAUCGUGCUCGCACUGUACAUGUACCAGCACCGCAAAAUCAAGGUCUUCAAGGUGGCUAGCCCGAUCUUUCUCACCAUUACCCUGCUGGGUUGUGCCUUCAUGUAUCUGGAGAUGGCCGCCAUCUUUCCGAUCCUGGACACCUAUUCCUGCAUAGCUACCAAGUGGACCCGCCACAUGGGCUUCUGUGUCACCUACACGGCCCUGCUGAUGAAAACGUGGCGCGUAUCGUUGACCUAUCGUGUCAAAUCGGCUCACAAGGUCAAACUGACCGACAAACAGUUGCUCCAGUGGAUGGUACCGAUUCUGCUGGUGAUGUUCAUCUACCUAGGAACUUGGACUCUGUCGGCGCCACCAACGGCGGAGAAAAUAGUCGAUCAGAAUGGACUCAUCUUCAAACAGUGCUCCUACAACUGGUGGGAUCACAGUUUGGCCAUCGGCGAGGUGCUGUUCCUGGCAUGGGGCAUCCGCGUUUGCUACAACGUCCGGAAUGCCGAGUCACUCUACAACGAGGCCCGGCUCAUCUCGUAUGCCAUCUACAACAUCGCGCUCGUCAACACCACCAUGGUUGCGUUCCAUUUAUUCUUCUUCCCACAAGCCGGGCCCGAUAUAAAAUAUCUGUUGGGCUUCAUCCGGACACAGCUCAGCACAUCCGUAACGAUAGCGCUCGUGUUUGGACCAAAAAUUUUGCGGAUACUGCGUGGACAGGGCGACCAGUGGGAUCAACGAGCCCGGAAACGGGGAAUAACCGCAUCGUUUUCUCUCAACGGCAUCGGUUUGGUUCCGGAGGAAACCGCAGACCUCUACCAGGAAAAUGAAGAGCUGAAGGAAGAAAUUCAGAAACUCGCUGCUCAAAUUGAAUUUAUGAGGAUUGUUCACAUGGAGAUGAACAAUCGACAUCUGAAGCCAAAACCGGGGGGUUACUUUACACUGAAAAGUCCACUCGGAAAGAGUAUUGGUGGCAGUGGACUACACUCAUCGCACAAGCACAAAUAUCCGAAGGAGGACUCACUCAAGGAAACCAGCGGCAUCACCGAGGAUGGCCACAGCGGAACCAACAGCUGCUACUCCGGCACGGCCAAUUCCGUUGGCUUCUCAUCAACCUCCCAGCAACAACAACAGCAUCAAUCCCAGCAACAGUCUAACGGGACCGAAAGGGUAUGACAUGGCUACCGAGGUGGACGAGAUUGCUCAGCCGCACCCGUCGUCGUCAUAAUCACAACCCCACCGCAAAGCACCACCUCCCGAAAGGGAUUGCCACCCGCCAACGGAACUCCCCCUUCGUCAUCUUCCCCAACGUAUACAGCGACUGACAGCACCAACCACAACGACAGCAUCAACAUGAAUUACAAUCUUCGUCAACGCAGCCGUGAAAAUGUCCCCCCAGGCGGUACUAUCCAAAGUUGCAGUAUCAGCACAAGCAGCAGUAGCAGUAAUAAUAACCAAUCCGAAUCGGAACACCCGGCCCAAACAACGUUGUCCCAUUCCGAAGAACUCCAGGAGCAGCAUUAUAAUCGAAUCAACAACAAUCACGUAAUUGAUGGAGCUGCAGGGCUCGGCGAUGACCAGCUAGGCUCUUCCGGGGCAACGGUGACCGGCGACGACUCCGAGCCUAAUUCCAUCACAAAUCCUACCCUCACCCAAACGUCCCACAACAGCAAUGAAUCACCGAGUAAAACUGUUGACAGCAGAAUCCCUGUUUAUGUUUGAUAGUGAAGUUAUGUGCAGUUGGUGUGAUCCUUGAAAAAUUAAGGGCAAUGCCAAGUCCAGUCAGCGUCUGUUGCUACAUCAAUGUUGAUCACCGGAGUAAUUGGUUGUAAAGACUAAUUCUUCGAAGUACCUAUCGACUGCAAUGCUUCUCGAGCCAUGUAACGGAACACUAGUACGAGAUUCACUGAAAACUGUCUCCUGUCGAUUGUUGUAACAACGAAGCUAGUAACACAUUGACCGUGGUGGUGACGAUGAGCACAAAGAACGAUAAUGGUGAUGAUGAUAAUGCUGGGAAUGUUUAUCAUUACUAUCAUCAUCAUUAUUCACCCUGAUACGCGGUGGAUGGAACGUGUACGAUAGCUUGUUGUGUAAAUUGUCUCCUCAUCUUGGCCAUACACUAUCCCGCCGGUUCACCGGAUCCGUGGGUGGAAAGAAGCUGAAAACCAAUUUGUCAGCAUGAUGUCGGAAGUUGCCCAUGGACCUCCCAUCAGGCUUCCGCUUUGAUGAUGAGCAACAGCGCGCUACAGCUUUUUUAAAUGCUUUUUGAAUGUCACCAUCCACUUCUGCUUCUGCUGGCUGGUCGUUGUCGUUCAUAGCGUUCGAGCUAUGCAUCCUAGGUUACCCAACGCGAACAUAUGAGAAACUGCCAACACGAUGCAACACCCCAAAUCAAUCCGAUUUCGGCCCACCGUAGAGUUGCCGCAAGUAAGCAGAUCAAAGUCGAGAGCAAACGAGAACGAGUAGCAUAGAAUGAUGAAGGGAGGUAACAAGGGAUAUUUAAUCCACUGAAGCUUAAUCCAAAUAUGAAUUAUAAGUUGAUGCAGAAGGCAAAAAUGUGUUCCAUGUUUCAACGUUCCACUGCAAUGUGUGAGAGGUGUUUGGAGAGAUUAUGUGUAAAACCUUUAUGAGUAGGUAUUUUUACUAAUUGUAUGCAUAGCUCUAUCAGUUUUAUGGCGUAUCAAGUAUUUAUUUCUCUCACGUAUUGGAGAUUUUAUUGACGUGUUAGAAAAUCGAAAGAUGCAUUGUUGAAAACAUACAUCUGUUAUUGUGUAUGCGUUUAAAGCGCAUCGUAUUUAAAUUGUAUAAGAUAAGAGAAAUAACCAACUGAUCUAUUAAUAGUAUAAAUCAAACUCGAGAUGAAAUAAUAAACAUACAAAAAUCGUUAAAAACAAUAAUAUUAAAGAAAAACUCUAAAGCCCUGUUGAGCUAUCAGUUAGCGAUAGAAGACUAAAUGUACAAGUGUUUAAUUCAUGGAAUCAAAUGUGCGAAGAUAUAUUUGUACAAUAAAAAAAUGGAAACAAA